AUGGCAAUAUUCAGCGAUACACUUGCACUACCUUCCGUAUCUAUCAUGUUUUUCGUAUAUAAUUUAGUUCAAAAUCGUCCGGUAAUGGAUGAUGAUGCGGCCGUUGAAUAUUUAGAAAAAUUACAACGUGCAAAGGGUGCUUUUGAUCAUGUCUUUUAUAUUGAAUUAUGGAUGGCCGCUCUAACUGGAUUAGCAGAAGAAUAUAUCGAUUAUUCAGGUUCAGGAGGUCAUGCCCUUUUAUGGAAAAGUUUUGUUCUAGUUAAGCUCCCUGCAUUAAUUGAAAAGCUGGAAGCAAGAAAAUCAUCAAAAAUUGGUGAAACUGAAGAGAUUAAAUACGGGCGUCAUGAAUGUGUGAUUAAUCAAUUGUCCGGGUUUCGAGGAUUGUUUAAUGCAUGUAAUCAGCACUUGGAAGGGGCAAUUGAAGAUAUUUUUCAGGUUGCUGAUAUGUCAGUUGAUAUCUUGAAAGCGUGCUUUAAAAGGAAUCUUUUAAGGCGAGAGUUUGUAUUACGACAAUUGGAACUUGAAUGGAGUGGAUCAGAUUCUAUGGAAACCGAUUCGUAUGCUGGCAGCAUUUUAGACGAUCCUAAUAACGAAAUGAUAGAAAAAUUCGUGUCAGUGAUUCCUAAACGUUUUUUGGAUCAGGAAUCAAGAAUAGAAACGAUAUUAAGGUGGAGUAAUAAUCGAAAUUUACGACAUUUGUCAAUAUUAUGUCGUCUUCUUAGUGAGAAUUCUGCUCUCCUCGAUAUUAUUCAUUUAUACCACCGUCCUUCUGAAAUUUUACAACCUUUGGAACGAUUAUGUAAUACAUGGGAAAAACCCAAUGAUGAUAAUUUUGAAUCUUAUCUUCAGGAUUGUGAAAGUUUUGGUACUAUAUUUUUAUUUUUUGUCAAUAUAAUUGAUAGAUAUGAGUUAUAUAAGAACCUUAAAGAUAUAUUACGAGAUGAAAAAGGUUUUUGUCAUAUGUGGAUUCUCCAAUCAUCAGUUGUAUAUGAAAAGGGAUCCCUUAAUUCGGAAAAGGCUGCUAUGGUCGAUUGUUGGGUUAAAGUGAUGUCUGUAAUUGAAGAUAUUCCUAAAGAACUUAUAAUGGCGACAAAUCCACGAAUUUUAAUAGAGUUGGCGCCAACAAUAUUUAAACAAGCACUUGAUGGAAUCGACAAAGAUUCCGAGAAUGCUACUGCGGUAACAUUUGAAACACUAUUGACGAAUUUUGAAUUUUUUUUGAAUCCUCAUUCAUCAUAUGCAUUAGUUGGAGCUAUUCAGUGGUUAUGCGAUGAUGUUUUCUUUAAAGGCCAGAACACAAUAUCAUCAAAGGUCCUUAAAUUAUUGAUAUCAUCAAAAGAUUUUCCUGUCUCAGUUGCGCGAUUAGUAGCAAAUAAAGUAAUGAAUAUUUUAGAUAAUUCAGCAGGUAGUUUACCAUCUAUAGAGGAUACCGAGACUGAUAUCAAGUUAAAGCUUGCUGCUACACGUAAUGAACCAGAUCUGUCAUGGCGGGGAUCACAUCAUUUAGAUAUUAGUUUGUUUCGAUCAUGUUUAGAAAUUCAUGGGCCGAAGAUCUUUGUUGACUUAAUUGUAGAGGAUAUACUUACCAUUAGCAAAAAAGGAGUUGGCUACCGAGCUGCCGAACUUGGUGCCUCGUUACUUACAAUCCCUUUAUGUUACACAUGGAACGCACAUCUUCAUCCGAACAAUCUCAUUUACAUAUUAUUUUCGGAUGCGCUUGUUCGCGCACUUGAUAGAAAGGUUGCUUUGUAUGUACAAGGUCAAGCUUUAGGAAUAUUAACUUUAAUAGUGUUAAUUACUUGGAACAUUCAGUUUAAUGUAUCUACUAAAAUUGGUGGGAAGGGUAUCUAUGAAAUUUUUAUUGAACAUGUAUUACCAAAAUUUCAAAAUCAAAAAAAUGAUAGUGAAAAUGAUAUAAAUCAACAUAAAGAGACGUGGAGUAAACUUAUGUAUGGACCUACAAGAGGGUUUAUUGAUAGUUUAAUUUCUAAUAAUGACCUUAUUGAAGAAAUGCCGCAAUUGGCUGUGUUUAAAAUUUAA
This is a messenger RNA of Dentiscutata erythropus, 2040 nucleotides long. The record is from the annotation of a GenBank genome assembly. NCBI's taxonomy places the organism in Eukaryota, Fungi, Glomeromycota, Glomeromycetes, Diversisporales, Gigasporaceae.